Messenger RNA from Spirodela intermedia, 11055 nucleotides. Lineage: Eukaryota; Viridiplantae; Streptophyta; Magnoliopsida; Alismatales; Araceae. The record is from the annotation of a GenBank genome assembly.
AUGGGGGGAUCCGCCGGCCAGCCGGGCCUGCAAGCGGGUCGGAAGCGCAGUCGGGGAGUAGCCACGAGCAAGGGCUCGAGCGGCUUGCUUGGAUCGAUAGGGGCACGUGUGCGCCACUCCCCUUCCACGUCACUGGUGGUCAGCCGGCCGUGGGGCAAGGAGUGGUCGUACACGCGAGAGGACUUUGCCUAGAAAGCUAACUUUACUAUAUAUUCGCCCGAAUAAUCCGCGCACAACCAAUGUGGGACUAAAUCCACCUUGUAAGGCGCGGGCAACCGCCGCGGGUUCGAAUCCUCCCAGAGUCAAAAUUCAUAUAUUUUUAACUGAUUAUCGCGACUUUCCUGCAGAUCGCCGGUGAAGGAUUAAGCAACCGGAAUCGCUGGAUCAUCGGCGAAAAUCUCGUCAACGCGAUUCGCGGAGCAUUGCUACUAAAAUUUCUGAACGAUUCGCGAUAAAAGGAUUGCAAUCCAUCGAGUAAAUCAUCUCCGAUUGAUCGACGAACAAGCCGUCGUCGGGAAGAGGACGAUCCGCCGGGAGACCAGUCGCCACCUCCUAAGAGCGUACCAGAUGCGAUGAAGAGCCUCCUCUUGCUGCGCGGACCUGAGGAUGAAGCUCUCUAACAUGCGCCUCACCUCCAUCCAGCCCCUCUCUGUCGGGUGACAGCCGCCGGAGAGCCGCAAAGUCGCUGUUUUUCCGCUCCGCCGGGUGACAGCCGCCGGAGACGAUUCGACGACCCACUUCAUUGGUCUCUAGACUUCACGAGAAGAUCUAGAGAUUGCCCACAUCGUCUUUGUCCAAGGAGAGCCUUCAAGGCCGUGGACACUGCACGACGACCCUCCCGAACGCUCAGGAUUCCGGUGCAUCGCCGAUGCGUCGCCGUCGCGACGCCGGAACUCUGUUUUCCUGCUUUAUCUAGAGAUUGCCCACGUCGUCUUUGUCCAAGGAGAGCCUUCGAGGCCGUGGACACUGCACGACGACCCUCCCGAACGCUCAGGAUUCCGGUGCAUCGCCGACGCGUCACCGUCGCGACGCCGGAACUCUGUUUUCCUGCUUUAUCUAGAGAUUGCCCACGUCGUCUUUGUCCAAGGAGAGCCUUCGAGGCCGUGGACACUGCACGACGAUCCUCCCGAACGCUCAGGAUUCCGGUGCAUUGUCGACGCAUCACCGUCGCGACGCCGGAACUCUGUUUUCCUGCUUUCAAUUUAAUUUACGCUUCAUUUAGUGAUACUUUGUUGAUUUUUAUUUACUAAACUAUACUUCGUUCAAUUACGAUUCUUCCGGCUUUUACAGAUCUUAAUUUGAUUAAUUGAGUCGUCUAUAAUCGCCUACGUAAGAAUCGUCGGGCGGAACUCUGUUUCCGCCUGAUUCGCAUUCGCCGGGCGCUGACGUCAUCCUGACGUCCGCACCCUUAUUUCCUUUUUUUUUGUGAAUUUUAAAUAUAUUUCCUUUUUAUUUCCUAGUAUAAAAUUUGUAAGAAAAUCGUACUCAUUGAGAAAAAUUCUGAAUAAUUACCGGAUAUUAUAUUACAUCCCUGUGAUCGACCUGGAAAAUUACCACUAUUUUUGAAAGUUUUAUUGAAUUAUAAUUGAUAUAUUUAUUUUGAAAUACUUCUAAAUAUCCGAAAAUUCGUAUUUUCUAGUUUUAUAAAUUUUAAAUUUGCGUGAUUUAAUAUACAACGACUGAGUCACGUCAAAUUUUGGCGCCGUUGCCGGGGAUGUAUUGAAUAAUAUUUAGUAUUUUUCUGUUUUUCUCUUAUAGUACACAAAAAAAAAACUUUACUCUUGUUUUAUUUUCUUUUUGCCGAUUUUAUUAGAAAAAGGGAACGAAAAGAAGCACGGCAAGGACUGGAGCAUCCUGAAGGAGGGUAAUAGUUACUAACUUUUUCCGUCGAAUUUAUUGAUUUUUAUGCAUAGUAGAAGAUCCUUGCAUCCAAGGCUAGAAAAUUCUUUCAUUAUUUCAUUCAAAAAUAAAAAUCCGAAAGAAAAAUUAAUUUUGAUGGAUCCUGAAGGAAGUACAGGUCAAACUGAGAACAAUCCUAUGGCCAUGAAAAAUCAUUAUAUCCUUGAUUCAUUUCAAAGAGCAUCUAAUAUUAGAGUCCCAUUAGCACCCACUGUUAAAUUCGAAAUAAAUCCAGGAAUUUUUCAAAUGCUCCCUAAUUUUCAUGGAUUGCCUUUAGAGGAACCUCAUCAGCACUUAGAAAAAUUUCAUAUGUCUGUGAUUUAGUUAAUCUCCCUCAAGUUACACCAGAAAUUAUUAAGAUGAAAUUAUUCCCUCAUACACUUAGGGACAAAGCUAGUCAUUGGCUAUCCACAUUGGAUAGAGAAUUAACUAGCUGAAAAGAUAUAGAAUAGGCCUUUCUUCGAAAAUUUUAUCCCUUAGGAAAAACUCAAAAUAUGAGAAAACAUAUAUAGAGUUUUUCUCAAAGACCAGGAGAAACUUUGCAUGAGACAUGGGAAAAAUUCAAAGAUUUACUUAGAAAGUGUCCUCAUCAUGCUAUACCCAAGUGGCAGCUCAAUAGAAUUUUUUAUGAUGGAUUACUAGAACAACAUAGAAAUAUGGUUGAUUCUAUAUGUGGAGGAGCUUUUAUGGAGAAAACUCUUGAUGAGAUUUACAGUCUUUAUGAGAAUUUAAGUGAAAAUUCUAGAGAUCAAGCCUCUUUUGAAUUAUAUGACAAGGAAAUGAAGAGAGAAAUUUAUGAAUUGCAUCAUGAUGAUAAUUCUAAACUUAGAAAUGAGGUUAAUCAGAUUAAUCAAAGAUUAGAAAAACUUGAUUUACUUAUUGACAAUAUUAGAAAGCCUUUUAACCCUCAAUUUAAUUCAAAUAUUACAUGUCCUACGUAUGGUGAAAAUGAUCAUUUCGAAUUUCAAUAUCAUCCUAGGCAAGAACAAGUGCAAGUACCUCACGAUUUUAGUAAAAAUUGGGAAUAUUUUUCUAAUUCUUAUAAUCCUAAUUGGGGGAAUAAUUUUUCGUGGAGAAACCCAAAUAAUAUUCAAAAUCUAGAAGCACUUAGACCUAAUUCAAACUCUGAAUUUCGUCCAAAACAAGAAAAUAGAUUUCAGAAAAAUCAGCCCUCUCAAACCCAACCUGAUGCUAUGGAAAUGAUGCAACAAAUGAGCCAAAUGAUGCAACAAACUAUGAAUCAAAUGAUGUUUCAUCAGAAACAAAUUAUAGAGGCUCUUGAGAAUAAGAGAGAAGAGGGACAGCUACCUUGUCAGCCCAUAGAAAAUUCAGAAAACUGUCCAACAGUAAGAUUUCAGCAAGAAGAGUCUAGCUGGAUAAAUUUAGAAAAAAACCCAUGAAAUGAAAAUUUUAGGACAGUGAAUACAUUGAGUGAGAAUAUUUUACCUGAUCCUUAUUUCCAAUUAUUAGAAGAAAUUGAUGAUCCAUUAGAAGUAAAUGAGAAUAUUAAGGGCAAAAAUAUAGUAGCAGAAAAUUUGAAUAAAAUCAUUUAUUGCUCACAAUUGAUGAAUGAAUAUAGUGAGGAUGAUGAGGAGAAAGAACCCUUAGAUGAAGAAACAACAACUGAUCAUAGAAAAAUCGUCCAAAUUUUAGUAGAAGGGAGUAAGGACAGAAAUGAAGAAAAAUAUAUUUCAGGUGAGGAAAAAUCAAUUGAUUUGGGAGAUGUAGGAGACGAAAUUAAUGAAUCUAAUCAUAAUUUUGCAGCCAUGGAUGUUGAUUGUGAGGAUGAUGAUGUAUAUCAUAUACCAAAAUUACAAGAUAGCUCUUGGGAAGAUGAAGAAUUUGAUGAGUUGAGAAACGAAAAGUUAGAAAAAGAAUUGAUUCAACUAAUGGGAACAAGCGAAAAUAAUAGAUAUGAAUAUAGAGAUAAUUUUGGAGGAGAAAAUUUGAAUUUUACUGAAUUCAUUAGAUCUGAGAUUAAAGAAGACAAUCCUUCCAUCGUUCAAAACCCACAGCCCAUUAGAAUUAUUUCUAAGCAUGAAAUAUUUCACUCCUCACAAAUUGAACAAAUAUGUAUGGAAGAUAAAAUGGAGCAGGGGAAGAUUAUGCAGAUAAAAGAAGAAAUUAAGAAAUGGGUGAGUGGAAGAAUUAGAAAUACCAAUUUAGAUGAAAAAAUUUUAGAUUGGGCAAAAGCUAAUUUGAAAAUUAUAUGGCCUGAUCACAUUUUAUGGUUUAUUAAUAGAAAGUAUUUAUUAAUGAAUGAGAGCCUAACAAAACAAGAUAGAAACAAGGAAAGAUUCUUUUCAAAAUGGAAAUAUUAUUUUUGGGAAAAUUUUUUUAAUUUCCAUUUUGUUUUGGCUGAAAGUAUGUCAAGGUAUAUAUAUGAAGUAUAUGAAUUUAUGCUAAAUCUGAAAAAGAAUAUCAUAAAACGUACCUUGGGAUACAAAUACAUUUUGAUGGCCAUAGAUCAGCUUAUAUGAUAUAAGAGCUGUCCAGCUGGAGACAUUAAAUUCAGCGCUGCAUGGGAGGCAACCCAUGGUUUUUAUUUCAUUCUGUUUGAUUUUUUUUAAGCUCUGUUUUUCUUAGAAUUUCGCAGUACUUGUUUCUGUAUUUGUUUUUUCGAAGAAGUGCAGGAGGAGGUGUGUAAGAUGAAGUGGAAAAUUAAAAACGAGGUUGAGGUGAUGUCUUUCUGAGCUUCAUCAUUUAUGAAAAUAUUUUUAAUGCUUAACUUUGCAGAUAUGCAUGCUUCACUUGAAAAUUAUAUUUUCUGCAUAUUCUGUUUCGAGUUUUCUGUGUCAUUGAGGACAAUGUCAUUUUUAAGUUGGGGGGUGAAGUAUUCAUUAUUAAUUUAUGCUGUAGGACGAUUAAGAACAUGUGUUUGCAUUUUAUUCAACUUAGAACAGCAACUAAAAAAAUAAAAAUAAAAUAAAAUUCGGAAAAAUUGCAACAUCUAUUUUCUGGUUUUCUGUCAGAAACAACAGACUGUCAAAAACAGCAGACAAAAAACAGCCCGAAAUUUGAAAUUCUAGAAGACCCUUUUCUCACAUUUCAAUCCCCUAGACAUAUAUUAUUGAAAUUCGAAAUUACAGCUAUAAAGAAGAUAGUUUUGAUUUAUUUUUGACAAAUUUAUUGCUGCUAAAAUAGAACUGAAAACAGAAAACAGAACUGUCAGAACUAUCUAAUUUACAAAUUCCUUACAUCAUAUUGCAUGCAUGAAAAAUUAAAUCAAUUAGAUUGAUUGAUAUCAAAAGAUACUAGGAAGAUUAUUAUUGAGUCAAAAGAAUGAUCUAGUAGCAUGAAAUGUUGGAAUACUCCUUGGACACAUGAUAGAUAACAUGGAUUUGAUUUUACAGAUUUUCACUUCAUGAUCUUGAUGGAUAAUAUUUACUUGAUGUGAAAAUUUGAUUGAUCAUUUGAGUUUAAUGGAGAUUUUUGCACCCUAAUCUAUAGGACUUGUGAGGAGAAAUCACUUAUUUCAAAAAAAAAAAAAGAAAAAAAAAAAGAGAGAGCAAUGUGAAAAAUCUAGAAACGAAGAGUACACAUGGAGGGUGUGAGACAUCAUUCUCAUUGUCGAAAAUCGUGCAUAGAAAAACACUUGCUGAAAAAUAAGUGGAUAAAGUGAAAGCCCUGAAAAUGAAGAGUACACAUGGAGGGUGUGAGACAUCAUUCUUAUUGUCGAAAUUUGUCUACAGGAAAAGCUACUUAUCCACUAUAUAUAUAAAAAAAAAAAAAGAAGGAAGAAAUAUAGUACAAACUUCAAAAAUCAAGUCAUAGAAAAAGGGAAAUGUAAGAUCUAUAUUAUUCUUGGAUGAGUAUUGAUAAUUGGAACAUCUUGUAAAUACAUCUAUGAGUGAAGAAGUGAUAAAGAUGUGAAUAGAAGAAGUGAAGUCUAGAUUGUUAUUUCAAGGAGUGUUUAAACAUUUAAGUGCUUGACAUCAUUCUUAAAUACUUGAUAUAAGAAUCUAAAGUGUUUAAAGGUGCAUCAUUUCUAAUUGUAUUUCUUUUCUUUAUUGAAAUAUGAUGUUUGAGAUUUGUAAAUUUUUAUUUUCGUAAUUCCAUUGCUAAGGGACUAGCAAUGAUUUAAGUUGGGGGGUGUGAUAAGUCUUCAUUAUCAUGAGUUAAUAAUUAGUAAAUAAUAUAGUUUUAGCCUUAACUCAUGAUAAAUAGACUUAUAUUUGUGUUAAAGCAUGAAAAGUGGUUUUCAGUUGAUUAACGUGAAUUUUUGGGUAAUUAUGUGAUUUUAUACAAUUUUUACAGUCAGUUUUGAGAUAAAUGAAGAACAAGAAAUAAAAAUAAAAAUAUUGCAAAAUGGGGGGAUCCGCCGGCCAGCCGGGCCCGCAAGCGGGAUGGAAGCGCAGUUGGGGAGUAGCCGCGAGCAGGGGCUCGAGCGGCUUGCUUGGAUCGAUAGGGGCACGUGUGCGCCACUCCCCUUCCACAUCACCGGUGGUCAGCCGGCUGUGGGGCAAGGAGUGGUCGUACACACGAGAAGACUUUGCCUAGAGAGCUAACUUUACUAUAUAUUCGCCCGAAUAAUCCGCGCACAACCGAUGUGGGACUAAAUCCACCUUGUAAGGGGCGGGCGACCGCCGCGAGUUCAAAUCCUCCCAGAGUCAAAAUUCAUAUAUUUUUAACUGAUUAUCGCGACUUUCCUGCAGAUCGUCAGUGAAGGAUUAAGCAACUGGAAUUGCUGGAUCAUCGGCGAAAAUCUCGUCAACGUGAUUCACGGAGCAUUGCUACUAAAAUUUCUGAACGAUUCGCGAUAAAAGGAUCGCAAUCCAUCGAGUAAAUCAUCUCCGAUUGAUCGACGAACAAGCCGUCGUCGGGAAGAGGACGAUCCGCCGGGAGACCAGUCGCCACCUCCUGAGAGCGUACCAGAUGCGAUGAAGAGCCUCCUCUUGCUGCGCGGACCUGAGGAUGAAGCUCCCUAACACACGCCUCACCUCCAUCCAGCCCCUCUCUGUCGGGUGACAGCCGCCGGAGAGCCGCAAAGUCGCCGUUUUUCCGCUCCGCCGGGUGACAGCCGCCGGAGACGAUUUGACAACCCACUUCAUUGGUCUCUAGACUUCGCGAGAAGAUCUAAAGAUUGCCCACGUCGUCUUUGUCCAAGGAGAGCCUUCGAGGCCGUGGACACUGCACGACGACCCUCCCGAACGCUCAGGAUUCCGGUGCAUCGCCGAUGCGUCGCCGUCGCGACGCCGGAACUCUGUUUUCCUGCUUUAUCUAGAGAUUGCCCACGUCGUCUUUGUCCAAGGAGAGCCUUCGAGGCCGUGGACACUGCACAACAAUCCUCCCGAACGCUCAGGAUUCCGGUGCAUCGCCGACGCAUCGCCGUUGCGACGCCGGAACUCUAUUUUCCUGCUUUCAAUUUAAUUUACGCUUCAUUUAGUGAUACUUUGUUGAUUUUUAUUUACCAAACUAUACUUCGUUCAACUACGAUUCUUCUGGCUUUUACAGAUCUUAAUUUGAUUAAUUGAGUCGUCUGUAAUCGCCUACGUAAGAAUCGCCGGGCGGAACUGUGUUUCCGCCUGAUUCGCGUUCGCCGGGCGCUGACGUCAUACUGACGUCCGCACCCUUAUUUCCUUUUUUUUCGUGAAUUUUAAAUAUAUUUCCUUUUUAUUUCCUAGUAUAAAAUUCGUAAGAAAAUCGUACUCAUUGAGAAAAAUUCUGAAUAAUUACCAGAUAUUAUAUUACAUCCCUGUGAUCGACCUAGAAAAUUACCACUAUUUUUGGGAUUUUUAUUGAAUUAUAAUUGAUAUAUUUAUUUUGAAAUACUUCUAAAUAUCCGAAAAUUCGUAUUUUCUAGUUUUAUAAAUUUUAAAUUUGCGUGAUUUAAUAUACAACGACUGAGUCACGUCAGUACACUCUCAGGAGGUGGCGACUCAUCGCUCGGCAGAUCAUCCUCUUCCCGACGACGACUUGUUCCUCAAUCAAUCGGAAAUGAUUUACUCGAUAGAUUCACGAUCCUUUUAUCGUGAAUCGUUUAGCAAUUUUAGUAGCAAUGCUCCGCGAAUCGCAUUGACAAGAUUUUCACUGAGGAUCCAACGAUUCUCAUUGCUUAAUCCUUCAUCAGCGAUAUGCAAGAAAGUCAUGAUAAUUAGAUAAAAAUAUAUGAAUUUUGACUCUAUGAGGAUUCAAACCCACGCCAGUCGCCCGCCUCUUUUGAGGAAAGUGUGACGUGGGUUUAGUCCCACAUCGGUUGUGUGCCAAUUUUUCGUGCAAAUAUAUAGUAAUGUUAGCUUUCUCAACAAAGUCCCUUCUCUCGCAUGUAUGACCACUCCUUGCCCCAAAGCCAGCUGGCCACUGGUGACGUGGAAGGGGAGUGACGCACACGUGUGCCCCUAUUGGUCCAAGCCAAGCCGCUUGAGCCCCUACUUGCGACUACUCCCCAACUGCACUUCUGACCUGCUUGCGGGUCUGGCUGGCUAGCGGGUCCCCCUAUUUUGCAAUAUUUUUAUUUUUAUUUCUUAUUCUUCAUUUAUCUCAAAAAUAAGAUUGUAAAAAUCAUAUAAAAUCACAUAAUUACCCAAAAAUUCACGUUAAUCAAUUGAAAAUCACUUUUCACACUUCAACAUAAAUAUAAGUCUAUUUAUCAUGAGUUAAGGCUAAAACUAUAUUAUUUAAUAAUUAUUAACUCAUGAUAAUGAAGACUUAUCAAUACUUAUGAUCACCGCGAGCUAGUCUACCCUACUUGUAGGGACGAUCUCCCACACCCACCACCACCACCACCACCCCGACCCUACUAUGAGGACUAUCAACCCCACGGAUGCGACUAGGGACAUGACAGGAGAGACCUUUCGGAUUACAGAGCUGACCCUUCCAAACGAGAGGAGCUCGAUCGACAAGCAGAGCAUCAACCACAAGAUCGUGAUGAUUACUACUGCGACUACCAGCGUGCUCCGGACUUUCACCGAGCACCCUAGGACACCCACUAGGAUCGUUACUACGAUCAAGGGCGUUACCCGAGUCCUUCCCACCGUGACUUUGGUGGUGACCAUAGGGCCGAUUGAUUGGAUGAUUGGGACAAGCGACAUGAGGAUCACAGGGCCCACAUAUUGAAAAGUGUGUGCGUCGAUGUGGCAGUCUUUGAUGGCUCUCGUGAGCCCAAGGGCUUCAUAGAUUGGGAGUCUAGUAUGAACUCCUAUUUCUAGUGGUACCACAUGGAUGAUGAUUUAUGCGUAGAGCAUAUAGAGUGACCCGCCGAGGACAUAUAGUUCGCCCCACCUCCGACCAUCACAAAGAUCAUGUCCACAUGAUCUGCACUGACACCGAUGACAGCACCGACGCAUACUAGCAUAGGGAACAGACGGACUACACCGGCGACAUCAGUAGGGUCUACACCACCCUUGUGUCCAACACCAGCCGACACAUCUGACCGUGCCACGACCGCGUCCCAAGCCCAUAUCACUUGUUUCAAGUGUAAGGGUAAGGGGCACUGUAUGAGCCAAUGCCCAUCUUCGAAUCUCCUCAUAGAGAUUGAAGAAUUGGGUAGUAGUUCACAUAAGGAUGCCGUCUUUGUAGGCGAUAAUGUCUACAUUGGUGACGAGGGUUUGGCUGAGGAGUGUGAUGACACACUUGAUUUGACUAGCUAUAUUCAGAUUUGGCCAGCCACUGUACCAACAGCUGAGGCUGCCUCUCUCGUUGCCUCAUCGACGAGCACUUCAUCAAGGGGAUUGCUCAACAUUGCUGUCCAACGUCCAUCUUGAGAUGCAGUUCCUACACCACAGCCAGACACCACGGCAGCUAGAGAGAUCACCCCAACACCGAGGACGACUAUGCCCACAUCUUUGUCUAUGACAAACGAUUCUCUUCGCAUGUCAAUCUUUUACACCUAUGUGAAGAAGAACAGACACGCGUGCAAGGUGAUCAUGGACAUCAGUUGUUGUGUUAGUACUAUGUCAAACCAGGUCUUGCAGAGGAAAAGGCCUAGUACUUUUAGUCAUCCAGCCCCUUACGACAUAUGAUGGAUAGAUGCCACCGCACUACCCAUUCGUCGACAGUGCCAAGUGCCACUUAGGGUACAAGCACUCUCGGAGGGUCCAUCCUGAGAUCAUAAGGACUUCCUUGUGGUCAACGGAUGUAUGUUCUUUAGGGGCAGACUGUGCAUUCCACACACAUCCCUCUAUGACUUCCUCACUUGGGAAUGUCAUGCAAGAGGUCUAUCUAGCCAAUUCGGUCACGAUAAGACCAUCAUAGCGGUCGAGUAUCAGUUCUACUGGUCGACCCUCAAGCGUGAUGUAGGGAACAUCGUUGCUCAAUGUUGAGUGUGCGCAAUCGCCAAGCAGGUAAAGAAGAAUGUUGGACUCUACACGCCACUUCCAGUGCCGACCCGCCCAUGGGAGGACAUCAGCAUAGACUUCAUUUUGGGACUCUCGCACACUACACGAUGACAUGACUUGAUCAUGGUGGUCAUCGAUAGGUUUUCAAAGAUGGCACACUUCGUGUCAUGUUUGAAAACCUCCGACGACUCCAAGGUCGCUAGCCUCUACUUUAGAGAGAUUGUGCACCUUCAUAGUCUACUGACGUGACUCAGUCGUUGUAUAUUAAAUCACGCAAAUAUAAAAUUUAUAAAACUAGAAAAUACGAAUUUUCGGAUAUUUAGAAGUAUUUCAAAAUAAAUAUAUCAAUUAUAAUUCAAUAAAAAUCCCAAAAAUAGUGGUAAUUUUCCAGGUCGAUCAUAGGGAUGUAAUAUAAUAUCUGGUAAUUAUUCAGAAUUUUUCUCAAUGAGUACGAUUUUCUUACGAAUUUUAUACUAGGAAAUAAAAAAGAAAUAUAUUUAAAAUUCACAAAAAAAAAAGAGGAAAUAAGGGUGCGGACGUCAGGAUGACGUCAGCGCCCGGCGAACGCGAAUCAGGCGGAAACAGAGUUCCGCCCGGUGAUUCUUACGUAGGCGAUUACAGACGACUCAAUUAAUCAAAUUAAGAUCUGUAAAAGCCGGAAGAAUCGUAGUUGAACGAAGUAUAGUUUGGUAAAUAAAAAUCAACAAAGUAUCACUAAAUGAAGCGUAAAUAAAAUUGAAAGCAGGAAAACAGAGUUCCGGCGUCGCGACGGCGAUGCGUCGGCGAUGCACCGGAAUCCUGAGCGUUCGGGAGGAUCGUCGUGCAGUGUCCACGGCCUCGAAGGCUCUCCUUGGACAAAGACGACGUGGGCAAUCUCUAG